CAUGACACCAAAUACCUUAAAGCUUGUAGACUCAGAAGAGUUUCUGAAGUCGACUAACGACACUGAUCGUCACUACCGAUUCAUCCAGUUGACAAAUGGACUAAAAGUUUUGCUUGUUAGCGACCUUGCAACAAAGACAGCUGCAGCGUCACUCUCAGUUGCUACAGGAGGAUCGCGGGAUCCUGCGACUGUUCCCGGAUUGGCUCAUUUUUUGGAGCACAUGUUGUUCUUGGGAACCGAGAGAUAUCCGAACGAGAGGGACUACUCCAAUUACAUAACUUGCCAUGGAGGUAGCUACAAUGCCUCGACGUAUUACAACGACACCAACUAUUACUUCAGUAUAUCAUCGGAACACUUAAAAGGUGCGCUGGAUCGAUUCAGUGCGUUUUUUACAUGUCCUCUCUUCACUGAAAGUUGCACUGAACGUGAGAUGAAUGCUGUGCAUGAAGAGUUUCAGAAGAAUCUGUUGAAUGACCUUUUCAGAGAGAACCGAUUGUUUUACUCUCUGGUUUCAGCAGACCACCCUUUGAAUAAAUUCAUUAGUGGAAAUAAACAUACUUUAACUGAUGUUCCAAAAUCGCAUGGCGUGAAUGUGCGUGAAGAAUUGUUUAACUUUUAUUCCACACAUUACUCUAGCCAUUUAAUGACCUUGACAAUUGUCGGGAAGGAAUCCUUAGACGAUUUGCAGUCUAUGACUCAGGAAUAUUUCAGUGACGUCAAGAGAAAUGAGACCGCAGAAGUUUUAAAACUCUCUAGUCCUUUUGAGGGCCCCAGUCAAGUGAUGAAGGAGAUACACGUAGUUCCGAUGCGAGACAAGAGGAUACUGGAACUAAGUUUCAAUGUUCCCUACACUCUUUCUCACUACAGAUCCAGCCCCGACUACUAUGUCUCGCAUCUAAUCGGUCACGAGGGAUGCGGUAGUCUCCUCAGAUACCUCCAACAAAGCAACUGGGUCUUGUCUCUGAUGUCUUAUAACGACAAUAAUGACUACGCUUUUGAGACUUUUUUUGUCAGCAUGGAGUUGACAGAUGAAGGAUUAGAACACAUGUAUGACAUAGUGACUGCCUUUUUCCAAUAUGUGAAGAUGAUGCGUGAAGAGGGACCACAGAUAAGAAUUUACGAAGAGCUGAAGAAAAUGGCCGAGUGGUCGUUCCGCUACAAAGAGAAGGCUUCCGAAGCGGCACUGGCCAGUCGAUGCUCCAAACUGCUGCACUACGAUUUCAUCCCAGUCGAACAUGUGCUGAAGUUCGGCCUAUUUUACGACCAGUUUGACAAGGAACUCAUAGAAGAGUACGUGAAGUGUCUAACUCCACAGAAUAUGCGUAUGAUAGUCAAGGCGAAGAAGUUUGAAAAGACUGAAGUUGAUCUGCAAACUGAACAUUACUUUGGUACCAAGUAUAGUGUAAAGGACGUUCCUCAGGAGUGGGUUGAAAAAUGGGAGCAGUGCGAGUUAGUUUCUGAGCUGUAUUUGCCAGAGCCAAACCCAUUCAUACCCGAUAACUCUCCGCCAGACCAACUUGAUGACAAACUGCCGGCAGAGGAACCCAGUGUUCCCGAGUUGGCGUACAACAGUGAAUUAUGUCGUCUGUGGUACAAACAGGACGAUCGUUUCUUCGUUCCAAAAGCAGUGUUCGAGUUGGUGUUUCGCAUCCCUAUGAUGCUAUGGCAUCCCCGCUACAACAUCCUGGCCAAUCUGUUCAUACGACUGUUGCAAAAUGACUUACAACAGUUGAUAUACGAAGCCGAACUGGCCGGAAUAUCGUCAGGAGCAGCUCAUUGGCAAAACGGAUUCGAACUUACUUUCAAAGGUCUGUCUGAAAAGAUGGUUCUUCUGGUGAAAACAGUAGUAGACCAAAUGUGCAGUUUCAACCCAGCAGACGAAGAGAAGUUCAACUCAUAUAAAGACCUGUACGAACGCUCUCUGCAGAACGCUCUCUUAGCCGAACCGUUCAAGCUAGCCUCCAGUCUGGCCAAUUUGGCUUUACUCUCUAAUUUCUACUCGGUGGAAGAUAUGCUUUGUACGAUAUCGCGAUGUAACUUCGAGGCCUUGCAGUUGUUUGUACCUCAGAUGUUGUCAUGUGUUCACGUGGAGAUUUUGGCGCAUGGUAAUGUGAAAAAGGAAGAGGCUAUUGAACUGUGUCAGUAUCUGGAGGAUACUCUGAAGACAAAGAGAAACUCAAAACAGCUUCUGAUGUCUGAGAAACUAUUUCGACUUCGUUGCAUCCAAAUACCAGACAAGAGUGAAAUCAUAUAUGGCGAGAGGAGUAUAGCUCAACCUACUCAUGCAUUGUGCACGUACUUGCAAGUGGGACCUCAGACUGAUAGAAGCAGUGCUCUAGUCGACCUCUACUGUCAGAUAUGCAGUGACCCUUUCACGGCUCAAGUCAGAACUCAAAAACAGUUGGGCUAUGUCAUCUUCUUCAAUUCCAAAAGAGUAGCCGGAAUCCAAGGUCUCUUUCUCCUGUUGCAGUCUUCCUCUCCGGUCCAUGUAUGUGAUGCAGCUUUUGAGCAGUUCCUAGAAUGUGUUCCCAGUAUAAUCGAGAAGUUAUCGGAAGAAGAAUUGGCUGAUUUCAAAAAAGGUCUCGAAAAGAUGUAUCUGGAGCGACCUAAGAAACUAUCGCAAGAAGCCUACCGAUACUGGAGUGAAAUCUUAUCAGGGAGCUACCAUUUCAAGAGGUACUCCAGUUUCGCAGAGGAACUAAGAACGCUUUCGAAACAGGAACUGAUUGAGUUCCACAAUAGACACGUGGCUAAAGGAGCUCCUCACAGACGAAAACUCUCGUUGGCUUAUUUACCUGCCUUAAAGGAAUCGGAAUCUCUACCUGAAGAAGAUGAAAAGAAAGAUGUAGGCGCUGUGUUUGCCGAGCUUGCAAAAUGCGGAAGUCCAGAUUGGCUGCCGAAUGGAGCUCAGAUAGGUGUUCAAAUGGAACUGUGUUCUGAGUCGAAUGUGGACAGCGGUGAAACUGAAAUAGGACCUGCGGGAGACUUGCCGUCUAAAGUCAAUGGAUUGUCACUCGAACAUGAGUCAUCAGGCGACAAGAAAAAUGAGAUAUUUGAGGUGGUCACGUGUCUGGACCGAUUGAAGUCUAAACUGAGUUUCUACCCAGUCACUCAACCUCGAUUAGACUUCGAAGUCAAAUGAGGUUUUGGUGAAAUGGUGUGUCGCAAUUUUAUUCGUCCAAGUGCGAAAAAUGCAUCGAUGUUAAGCUAACCUAAUCAAUCCUCUCUUCAUGGUGCUCAAAGAGUUAAGCAGUAAUCUUGUAACUAAUUUGGGUGUUCAGUCAUCAAAUUUUUCUCAUAAUCGCUAUCAUAAAUAGAUAGAUAGUAAUGUUUAGGGCAUUCUGUAAAGCUCAAUGUGUAACUGCCAUGGCUCUCAAAUGAGCAAGAAAACUGUUAAUAUAUAUAAUCUUUCAAUUUUUAGUUUAUAUAUAAAGUUGAAAUUUUUUGAAAUUUAUUUGAAU
Molecule: messenger RNA, 3461 nt
Organism: Symsagittifera roscoffensis
Lineage: Eukaryota; Metazoa; Xenacoelomorpha; Acoela; Convolutidae
Product: insulin-degrading enzyme-like
Exons: 12
Coding region: 2-3142 (1046 amino acids)
Biological process (GO): peptide catabolic process
Cellular component (GO): mitochondrion; cytosol
Molecular function (GO): metal ion binding; metalloendopeptidase activity
Source: RefSeq, a predicted model, not a curated record